Messenger RNA from Papaver somniferum (opium poppy), 807 nucleotides. RefSeq lists its product as uncharacterized. The record is from RefSeq and is a predicted model, not a curated record. The transcript is spliced from 4 exons. Lineage: Eukaryota; Viridiplantae; Streptophyta; Magnoliopsida; Ranunculales; Papaveraceae. Bases 1 to 807 code for a protein of 268 amino acids.
AUGGUCUCUGCUGAAGUGGUUCAUGGUUUUCUCAAUGAUCUUGGGAAGACUCAACUGAAGCUUGAGAACUCUGUUAAGGAUCUUCUCAAUGAGGGUAUCUUCUCCGAAGAUACAGUUGAUACCGUCAGUCAUAAUCCUGAAAGUCAUGGAUCGCCUAAAGAUUGUACCCCAGCUUUGUCAGCUUCCAAGACUGAUACUUCACUCUUCUACAAGGUCACUUCUUCUGCUUCCAUUUAUUUUCUUAUCUAUGUAGAUGGCAUACUAGUCACUGGGAGCUCUUCCACAACAGUAAAUCAACUCAUUCAUGCUCUGGGACAGGAAUUUGCAAUAAAGGAUUUGGGACCUCUUCAUUUUUUCUUGGGUAUACAUGCUACUUCUACUUCUGCAGGUCUUCACUUAUCUCAGGAGCAUUACAUUACAAACUUACUUGUCAAGACUAAAAUGAAAUCAUCUAAUCCAUGUAGCACACCUUUUGCUACUGUGGCUCCACCUACUCAGUCUCCAGAUUUUGAUGAUCUUGUUCUUUACAGAAGCACUGUGGGUGCGUUACAAUAUGCAACCAUAACUAGACCAUAUAUUACAUUUGCUGUGAACAAGGCUUGUCAACACAUGCAAUAUCCAUCUGAAGCUGACUGGUCUGCUGUUAAGCGCAUACUCAGAUAUCUGAAUGAUAGAAGAUCAACAAGUGGAAUGGCAAUUUUUAUGGGACCAAACUUGAUUUCCUGGUGCUCUCGCAAGCAGAAAAUUGUGUCCCGUUCUAGCACAGAAGCUGAAUAUAGAGCUCUAGUUGAUGCUACAUCAGAAUAG